Lymnaea stagnalis (great pond snail) is the source of this 11937-nucleotide messenger RNA. Lineage: Eukaryota; Metazoa; Mollusca; Gastropoda; Lymnaeidae. The record is from the annotation of a GenBank genome assembly.
GGAGCUACAACCGGGCUGAUUUGCGUAAACUACGUAAUUUCUGAUGCUGUUAGUAAACUUAGCGACCACCUUCGUGGCCACAUCCUUAAAAAAAAACAACAAGUGUAUUUCAAAUUUAAAGGAUAUAUACACGGUGACGUGAUUUGAAGAUAAGAAUUAUAACGUAAUAUGAGUAAAAAGGUAAGAAAUAUGUAUAUCAAACAUGUCAAUUAAUGUUGUUUUACAGUCAGACUGGUACCUCCAUGUCUUUGUUUACGUUCUGUUUACAACACGAGGGUGUAUGAAUGGGAACUGCGCAGCUUAAAAUUUUAUUAUUUUAUUUAAAUAUCGACUACUUUCUAUCGUAUCAUACGUUAUUAAACGUGUCUAACAAAGAUGAUAUUGAUCAUUGUUUAAUUCGGAGGGUUUCUUGGCGUUUCUAGCCAUAAAAUGUGUGAAAUGAAAAAGUAGGUCGCAUGACCUCGUGAGGUGUGGAUCUCUGUGUCAUUGGACGAAUCGAAUUUUCCCACAACCUACAACUGGCUUUGUUUACGUUUUUGUUUCAAUGAAUGUUGAUUUUAUAACUGUUUCAAUGCCAAUUAUUAUAUAUACGUGUCAUUAUAAAAAUACUCCGAUUUUUACAUUGAUAUCUAAUGAUGUAAUUGUAUCUUUUAUUGUAUAUUUUUGCUGUCUUAUGAAAUCGCAAUCGUUGUCAAGAAUGCCACGCGGCCCUGGCCUGGCUAGGCUAGAGGAUCCGUUAUCUCGACCUCGCCUAAGGCUAAACGUUGUUUUGAAGACAGGCGCUUACUUUAAACCGUGUUAAUAUGAACGUCGAAAACAUAUAUUCUUGUUAUGUUAAACUUUUACCUUAUACUAUACAUUAACUAUUAUAUUUAAAGUAUAAAAUUAACCCAGUUAAUUAAUAUAUUAAUUAAUCUUAUUAUUAUUAUUUUUAAACAAAUUAAAAGCUGCCUUUUUUAAAAUUUAAAAAGAUCAGUUCAGCCAUGCAAUUCUUGCCAGCUUCUUAUAUUUUGUACGUUAUUGUUUAAGCAUUAUUUACUAGUAUCAAGUUGUGUAGGUCUAUCGCCAUUUUUGUUGUUGAGUAUUUUAAUAUGAAGAAGUUAGGGAGAUGAAGUUAUUUUGCUGUUGACAUAAUUGUUAUAAUCAGAAUUGUCAUAGUCAUACUGAUACUGCUAGUGAUACUGGCAUAUUUUGGGGCCUAUUAAUACGAUUAUGCUAUAACUAUAAUUAUCAUAAUAAUUAUUAAUAAAAAUCAUAUUUAAAUCCACAAUCUAACAAUAAAUAUGACAUGAAAUUUAAUUAUAUAGCUUUUCAAAUUAUUAUUUUUAAAAGCAAAGAUUAAAAUUAUUUUUGCCAGUCAUUGACUCUUGAGUUAAUAGGUCAUGAAGUUAGGCCUUUAAUUUAAGAAUUAUGAAAAAUUAAUUCAAAAAUUUCAAUAAACAAGUUAAUAAUUGCAAGGUGUGAUACAGCUUGAAAUAGUUAAGCCGGUACAUUUGGACACACAGAACUAAACUGCAUUUAAAAAAUAAGGGUAAUUAAAUAAUAAUCGUAUGUGGAUCAAAUAAUAAUCGUAUGUGGCCCCAGGCUUGUCUUGUGAAAGAUCUUUAAAUUAAUUAAACCUUUGAUAGUCUAGUUGUUGACUGAAGUUGUAUUUGAAUGCUCUGCAAUAACAGCAAAAUCGCAUCUUUAAAGAAAAAAAAUGGCAUAAAUAAACUAUACAUAUUUAUUACAUUUAUAAGUACAGUCUCUGGCUUCAAGUUACCAGUUUGUUUUGUAUGAUCAUGAAUUUUGUUUUGUGCUAUUUUGAGCCUUUCGGGAGUUCCUCGGUAUCCUGUAUUAUGAUAUUGUUUUGACACAUUUCCUUCGUCUCACCCCUGACGACCAACAUUUCUUUGUUCUCCUAGUGCUCGGCGUCGUUGGAUUCAAAUAAUUUGCUUGCUCAUGUCUUUGUUUAGUACAUCUAAAAAUAGUGGAGAGCACGAUCGUAGUACAGGCUGUUGCUGACUUCACACAAAUUUUAAUAAAGAAUCAAAGUCACGCGACUCGCUGCGCGGUGCGCGUUUCGUCAGUACUAAUGGGCGGGGCUUUGUAGAUCACGAAGUUGUUUAGACAUGCGCGUUUAGACGUUUUUGCAUACGUAGUAAUCCACCAUAGUCGUUAAGGGGAUAAAAACGAAAAAAAUAUUAGAAUCAACGUUGAAUGAAAGGCCUAUUUGAUCUUUUAUGAAAUUUCAUAGGGCUGAAAUGUUAUUUAUUAAAAUGAAUUCAUAAGAAUACCAAACAUUAAGGAACCGUGCACAUAUUAUGUAAAGCAUAGGCAUUAUGAUGGCAUAGGGUAUAUAUAGGCACUAUAUAGGUCAUAAUAGGUGGUAAAAAAAGGGUGGGGUGGGGUGGACCGGGUGGUGGUUCAUCAUUUUGAUACAUUUUACGUUUUAAUUAAAUGGGAUGGUAGAGAGUACAGUUAAAUAACAAUUCUUUUUAUUUAUUUAAUGUAUUCUUAAUUAUGAAAACUCUAUGCUUUUAAAAUUUACGAAACUAGCUUAGAUUAAUGCUCGGCAUAUAUUAUAUAUGUAAAUAUAUAUAUAUAUAUAUAUAUAUAUAUAUAUAUAUAUGUAAAUAUAUAUAUAUAUAUAUGCUUAUUUGCUUGUUUUUGAACUUGUUCGGUUUUAUGUGUGUGUGGGUGGGGGGUUGCUAUUAAUAUGGGGGUCAAUGGAAAUGUUUAAUGUCUUAUUUAUAUUUAUAUGGGUAGAGGUAGGUAAAAAUGUCAUAUUUUGUGUUAUAUAUUAUAAUAUGUGCACGGCCCCUAACUUUAGUGAUUAUCGUGUCUUAAGAUAUAGUCUAUUAUAAAAUAUUAAUUAAAACAAAUAAUUAAAUAAUAUUAAUAGUAAUAUUUCGUCAAGGUUUGGUUGCCGCUUGUCUAAUUAUCAAAACAACCAGAGGCACGAACUUAAAUUCUACCCCUAAAUUUAAAUCCAAAAGAAGUCGAAAAUCCAAUUUAAUGGAGCAAUCGACAGUUUUGAUGUACGCCUUCUUUUGUUACCAGAUUGGUUGGUGGAAAUGCUUUUAAAUCAUGAUUCAGCAGUUUUUAAUAAUUUUUCUAUUUCCUGUUUAUAAAUAAGGGAAGCAAACUAACCUGAACCCGAUGAACCGUUUUGUAAUUCGACUUUUCCAGUUUACUUCUGUGGUUUAUUAUAUAAAUAUAUUUUUUAAAAGUAUAUACUCCACUGUAGGAAAGCCACAAAUUAUAAUAUCAACUGCUUAAGGCUAUUCAGUAUGUUCUUAGUAAAAUAACACGGUUAUCUUAAGUGAAAUUUUCAAAGAAAAACAAUCAUUUACAAUCUCAAUAUCAUAAUGAAAGGUGAAAACUUUGAGGUAAGAUCUUAAAGUUAGAAAGUAAAGUUAUUAUGCGGUUUAUUAAUAAUUAAACUUUUAAUGUGUAUGAGUGACAAGGGUUUUUAAUUUGGACUUGGUGGAUUUUGAUGAUCUUAUUGAAUGAAAAUGUUACCCGGUAUUGAUUGAUAGGUCAAUGGGUGUGAUACCUAACACUUUUAACACUAACAUAUUUAUUAACCUAACAUUUUUAAAAAUGACAUAACUUUCAGCUUUUUUUAAAAGUAGAUUGACACAUGCAAUUUGUGUAAAUAAAACAAUAUUUUGAAGCUGUUACAAUUACUGAUUAAAAUUUGAAUUUACCUUACAUGUAAUGUGAUAAAACGUAAGGCCUAAUCAAUAAUAAUAACACUAAUUACUAAUACCAUAUUAAUAUUCAUAGUAGUUUAUAAAUUAAUUACAAUGAAAACCUUUGAGCAUGCCCAAUUUAUAUGCAGUAGAAAAACGUUUUAAAACAUUUGAUGAUACAUCUCACACACUUCAUCACAGAUACAUAAGAUCAGUUUCAUCAGGGAGAAUUCUUUCACUUAAAAAUAGGACUGUAAAAUAUAUUUAAAAAAAAAUUUUCCCAGCAUGCUUCCCCAGUAGUUACCAAAUCUAAAUGAUCACUGAUUAAGACAUUAUUGUCACGAUAUGAGUUCAUGGUUGCUGAUUUCUGUGCUAGAGAAAUACUUUGAUAUCUUGUGUUUAAAUUUUUAUAAUUGUAAAUUGUUGUCUUGGUCAAAGUAUAUUUAAUCAUGUGCAAAAAAUGAGUGUGUACAAUGUAUUCAUAAAAUAUUUCCAAUCAUUUGGAUCAAUGCAGAAAAUAUUGAAUUCUCAGAAACCUACUCACUUCUUUCGUAAUCAAACAAAAUUAUAAACAUCAUUAGAUGGCUGCCCCACUCUGCUGAUACAGCAGUUAAUAAUUAAGUGGCUGUAAUACUACACAUAUCUCUUUAAAUUUGAUCUUACCAUAUUAACAUAUAGCAUUCUUGCAACAAACAUUACAUCAAGGUUUUGCUUCAGAAAAUGAUGAAUUGCCACAUCAAUGACUUUUUAAUAUCUCAGAUUUUCAUCCAGUCCACCAUCCACAGACUUGAUAGGAGUAGGUUUGACUAUCUUAUUGCUAUCACCCUUUGUGAUAAUGUAGAAUUCUUUCAACUGAAGCAGCUUUUCAUAGUCUAGUCCAUGAGCAUAAGCUGAUGAUGAGGAAUACUUGCCUGACCUGAUGGCAAUGUAUGUUGAACGUUGGACCUGAAUAAGUUUUAGCUUCAGUUUUGGCUAGACCAUCCUUUAAAAUUUCAAUGCCAGCAAAAACUGAUAGAAUGAGUUUAUGCCUUGCCGCCACAACCCAGUCAUGGUCUGGGAAAUUAACACAGUAUUCAACAUGCAUUAAAAGUGGAGCCUGAUUGUUAGCCGCUGUCAGUCCAAUAGGAACUUUGGCUUUAUCAUCUUGGCUGAUAGAGCACAUUUCUCUUGGUUCCAACAUGGAGGCAAUUUCAUCGAGAUGAUUUAGAGUAGCCUUACAAAAUUGACCAUCAAUGUGUUUGGAGUGUGAAUCAUGUUGUACUCUAUUUAAUUUUACGGGUACAGUUCUGACAUGUGGUUUACCCUCAAACGUUGAACUUUGUUUUGGUAUUAAUCUAGUAUAAACAGCACAUCUACUUCUACUUAUAUGAAAACCUUUGUUGUUCAGGUGUUCUGUCACUUCACCAAGAGUUUUGACACUGCGAUAAACAUUACUCAAUCAUCAUUAUCAUCAUGGAAGGCAAUGUCAACAAUUAUCUUGAGAGGAAGUGGCUGAUUAGUGGUUGGGCAGCUUUUUGUCAGAUCUUUCAUUCAUCGAUUAUGUCAGGAUUCUCAUGUCAGGAUUCUCUGCACACAUUUUAGUAAAAAUGUCCUCUUUUUUUUCCUGCUUUUCUUGCUCAUAUUUUUUUCUUUUCUAGCUGAUCAACUUUUAGUUUCUUUUCUCUAAUUUCCUUUUCCUGGUCUAAAGUUAUAACACCGCUGCCCUUUCGUUUGUACAAGUCAAUCAAGUCACCCUUGAAGAUUUGACCCUGCAGCUAGUCUUGGGCUCUUGUUUUGUACUUAACAGAUUCUACUUCACCACUACUACUACAACAUGUACUGGAUGUACCAGCUUCCAAAAAGUCAACAUUUUUCUGGUCUUUCUCUUUAAGUGUUGAUAUUUUAUAUGUUCUUCUUCAACUGUUAAACUUGUAGCCGAUUGACUAGAAGCAGUGUCAUAUUUCAAAGCAUGACCUGUUGAGCAGUUUUCCUUUAUAUUUCUGUGCUAUUGCAGCAUAUUUAGCUAAUAAGGCAUCUACUUUUGCUAACGUCACAUUGGGAAAUGGCGUUGGUGGGUCGUCGAGCGUGAGCUCUUAAAACCCCCCCGACACACCUCCACACAGGCCAGAUUUUGGGUUUCCCCGUCGAGAGACCGUGCGGCGUCAUGCCUGGAACCUCCCCCCCCAGCCUGGGGGACGUUCGGUCGACAGAAAACGCUGCAUUUAAAGUGUUUGCCUUGGGUCUGGGUGGAUUUUCUUCCACUCCGGAGGGAAGGUGUUGCGUUACCACCCCCCACCUCCCAAGGAGUCUUUAGGUUGGGACAAAAGCUGGGACUUAAGCUAAAAAAUUAUUUUAUUUUUUUAAGUCAUUCCAAAUCUUAUUGACUUCUUUUUGACUCUGUUGCUUACGCCUUGUUGGAAAAGCCUUUACAUAGGCCUCAAAGAACCACUGAUGGAUAGGUUUUUCCAUUUCCUUGUGUAUUUAAAAACUGAAACAGCAUUAUGUCCCUGAAUAACUCUUAAAAAUCACUAUAUCGAUAACUAAUUGUUUUGUUUUGUAAAAUGUGCGGCAUGAAUCAGAUUAGUGGCCAGAUUUUAUUUCUUUUUCCCCAAUCUCAGACCUAAAGCAAGUCAUAAGGUAGCUUCCUUUUUGAUUGCAUGAUGUUAUUAUUGUUACUCACUUUACUUUCCACUAAUUCUCAAAAUAUGUUCCUGCUCUAUCAAUAUCAUUUAUCUUGACUGCACAUGACACUUGAACCUUGUCCUUGUUCCAUACCUGCUACAUGAUCGCAAACAUACUGCCUUACUGUGACAAACAGAAUCUACAGGUGAAGAGAGGCCAACUUUUGACUUCUCUUGCAAAAAACAAAGUGUGCUAACAUUCUGACCAGCCAUUUGGGCACAGACAGACACACAUUAAAUAAAUCUUUUUUAUUUAAAGCCUAAACAUUAUAUGCCUAUUUAUACUCAUUAAAAAUUUUUUAAAAGUAAAAACCAGUAAAUUUUGAAGAUUAAAAUUUUAAUUGAAAAAAAACAUGAUUGUUGACGACAAUUAAUCUUCCCCCUUGUCAACAAUUGUCAAACAUUUCCACCCCCAACUUCCCUGACAUAAUUAAUGGACGCCCCCAUCCCUCAUAUUAAGUUUAGGAAGUCUUAACAGCUCAUGAAAAAGGUGUAAUGCUUUUCCGUAAACAGGGACAUGGGCUAGGAACUAGGGAUGUCAGCGAAGCAAAAACACUGGUCUCUGCUCAUUGUUCUCUCUCAUUUUGACUAUUGUAACUCUCUUCUAUCAGGUUACCAAAACAUUUUAUAUAAAAACUGCAGAAAGCUCAUUACUCAGCUGCUAGAUUAGUUCUAAAGGCAAAAAACGUGAUCACGUCACUCCACUACCUCCACUCAUAUCAUUGGCUCCCUAUUCAGGCACGCAUUGAUUACUAGCUGUCUGUUCUCUGUCACAACUAUUUCUCUGGUUCCUGCCCUCCUAUCUUACUGAACUUCUUACUGUUUAUUCACCCCUUCGAAACCUUUGUUCCACCGCAGACACACGUAUUCUAUUUGUUCCAAGAACACGCACUAAAACAUAUGGUGAACGAUCUUUCUCUUUCUGCGUCCCCAAACAAUGGAAUUCUCUCCCACUACACAUCCGAAAUAUACCGACCAUACAGGCCUUCAAAACUGCACUCAAAUCCAUCUCUUUAAACACUACUAUCCUGACUGAUUCCCCCCUAAUUGCCGAUAAACGAUGCUGUUGGUUGCUGUCCAUUGCUUGACAUGUUAAAGUUCUGGGGUGGGUUGUGUGAAUAUUCAUUUGUUUUUGUUUUGUUGUUAUAUAGCUGUUUUUUAAUUAAAUAAAUUUAGGUUAUUUUUUAAUGUCAUGAUUAUAUUUGCUAAUAUUUUUAUGCACAGCACGGUGAGCCCAGCCCUAGGCCACUAAUAAUAAUAAUAAUAGGUAAUCAAAGGCUAAGCAUUUGAAAUUAAGUCGGAGUUUUGAUUUUCUGUUGCACAUAAGUACAAUAGCUUGAUUACAUCAAAUUGGUUUUUAAAAAAAUAAUUUUAUUUUCCAGAUUUUUCUUUCACAAGUGAAGUCGGAGGAGCUGACGGCUGCUGCAGCAAGAGCAGCUAGUGCAAGUCCUCCUCUGACCCCUAAUCAUUCUUCCAUUAGUGAUGAUGAACUUGUUUCUCUUUCUGUUAAAGAGCUGAAUCGAUUGCUUAAAGGACUAUCCCGAGAUGAGGUGAGCAAACUCAAGCAACGAAGACGCACUCUUAAAAACAGAGGCUAUGCUGCUAAUUGUAGAGAAAAGCGUAUUUCUCAGAAAGAAGAACUGGAAACUGAAAAAGAUAAACUACGUGCUGAAGUAGACAGACUCCAGCGUGAAAAUAAUGUUGUUAAGAUGGAGCUGAACGCCUUGAGAAACAAGUGUGAAGCCUUGGAACACUUUGCUCAUCGAAAUGACAUUCGUGUGUUAACACAUCCCCAUGUUGUCUCACCCAUUCAUGGUUCCAUUGUUGUCAAGGCAGAGCCCAUGUUACCAAGUUCAACAGUUUCAUAGCAUGUAGGCUUUUUUUCUGCAGUCCACCCAUCUUAACUCUUCCUGUCUAUCCUCAGUUUUAACAAAUGAACGUUUCAAAAAAACAAUCAAGUGUAAAAAAAAAGACUAUUCUGAAUCACAAAGACAUGCAUCUCCGCAUACAUGAGGCCUUCAAGUGUAACUCAUCAUAGUCGCUGAUAUCAGUUACCUAUAAACAGGGACUUCCAAACUGUUUAUUUUUAGUAAAAUUUUGCUGCCAAUAACAACAGUUGUAUAUUAUUUCACAAGUGCUAUAAAUGGUGGGUAUUACUUAUCAAUGAAAAUUUUGAAAUACCUUCCUUACUGUAUGACAUUGACAACGACAUUUCACAUGUCCACCUUUCCUUACACAUUUUUAUCAACUCAACAAAGCCAAAUGUUAAUUUUGUGCUGUCAUUGUUUUCCUUAGCUUUUUUUGAAUAGAACUUUUGCUAUAAUGUUAAUGCCAGGGAUGGUAUGAUAGAGUUUUUUUUUUUUUAAUUUAGAAUUAGAACUUUACAUUUUUAAUUGCAUUUGGCUAAAGGAAGAACCUGAUAUAAUUUUUUUGUGUGAUCACAAAACUACAUUCUUAAUACAUUUAUAGUCCAUUAAAUUUGUUAUCAGUGUAAAUACAAAUAACAUUUUGUAAAUAUACAUGGUACAAGGAGACCUGAUGUUUUUACAGAAUAAUAAUUUAUAGCUCCAAUAAUUAUGAUUCUGUAUCCACUUAUCAUCAUAUUGUUCGCAUUAGACCAAAAUGUCCCAGAUAAAAUUAAAAAAAGGUUUUGUAAUAUUUAAACACCGGUAAAUUCAUUUUGAGAUUCAAAUAGAAUUUGAUUUUAAAAUAACUAAAUAGUUUUGAAAGAAGGAAGAGGUCGUCUUUAGAAACUAUAUUUAUUUUCAUACAUAGAUUUUUCCAUUAAAGAAUAAUUCCACAUUUUUAGAUGAAAAUUUGUAUGCAUGUAUAUACAUACCCUUUACAGAAAUAAACCAUUAAACAUUUGUAAUUGAGAAAACUUACAGUUAGUAAAUGAUGCAAUAUGGUAAACAUUCACUAAUAUCUACAGCAUUAAGCUGGUAAAACUUAUUUUUAAACAUUAAAAUUCAAGAAAUGUUACUUUUAAGUAAAACUGUACAUGACUUGCUUAUUACAUAUUAUAUCCCGGUAUGAAUUUGUGUUUGAUAAUUUCAGUUCUGUUAGAAAAAGGAAAUGUGAAAUAUAAUUUUAAAAAAGAGCCCCAUGAUUAUGUUUGAACAACAGCCUUACAUUCUUUUAGCUGUGAGGUUAGUAGUUUUAAAAAAACAAACAUUUUUUUAAAUUGACAUGAACUGGGGCAUGAUUGUUAUUGUUAUAGUUAAUUGCUUUUAGAACAUUUAACAAAUUGAUAUAGAUAAGUUAAACAUCUACUUUCAUUCCUUAAAAAAUUUCUGUCAAAUCUCUAUUAUCCCAAAAGAUAUUUAUGUUAAAAACAAAUUUUUUGUAAAUUCUCAUUUAAAUUAUCAGAAAUAACUGAAUUCGGAAAGGUAUUAGAACUCAGAAUGAAACUAUGCUAAUAUGUAGAUUAGUGUUUUAAAAUUCUAUUAAGUGAAAAAUUAUUUGCACUCCUUUGUUUCACUUUCAGUUGAAACAAUGUUGAUUUACUGUAAUACUUUAAUCAUUUUGAAAGAUUUGUCAAUAAUUCAUAUCUAAUGGAAUUUUAAUAAAAGAAACACCAUAAAAUGAAUCCACAUUGGCCCAAACGUCACCAAAAUUAUGUCUUGAACUGAAAGAUUUCAAUGAUUUAAGAAAAAUUUAGUGUGAAAUCUAAAUGUUGUUUUUGUACCGGUAUGUUGUUUUACAAAUGACUCCUUGUUAAAGGACUUAAUUUUAUAUUCAAACAGCCCUUGGUAGUUAAUGGCAGAAUUCGGAUGUUACAGUGUUUGAAAAGUUUAGAUUGUGUGAUACAGGGUAAGGAAAGAGUAAUCGUGUCAUUAAGAUAAUUAAAAAAAAAAAAUAAGACUUUCUUUGAAUAUUAAUGUUAAGAUCAUUUAAAAACAAACCAAGGCUGGCUUGACUGGCUUUGAUCGCAUCCUGAAAAAUCUCCAUAUUGAUUUGACUUGGUUUUUUGUGUGUUUGAUUUCUUAUGACAAGGAACUGGAUUGUGCAAUAUCCUUAAGAUUGGAAAGAAUAGAUGUUUGAUGUUUUAUCAUGUCAUUGUGUAUUUAUCUCCAUGUUUUUCAUUGACUCCUGCUUUCUUUUAACAUACCAGUGUUUAAAAUAAUGUCUAAAUGGUUUAAUAAUGCCUUGCAACCAAUGCUCUUGCUGAACUGAUUACACCUGAACUCCAUAAUUAUCACUUUCUUUGUAUAAUCAAUUUUCAGUAGUUAAGGGGAAUAAUAGAUUUUUCUUUAUCAUUUUUCAAAUUUGGAUCGAAAGAAAAAUGUUUUGCUGUCAACAAGCAAACCCAUGCUCUUUCAAUGUGGUUUAUUAUCAUUCUACAUUGUUAGAAUUUCUAUGCAUAAUCUUAAGUUCAACACUAUCUUAAAAUUGUGCUUUUGCAUUUCCGAAUUCAGUGAAAUGAGUUUUACAGCAGUGCCACUCUUUAAUUCUUGUGAAUCAAAAAAUAAAUCCUUCAAGUAAAAACUUAAAUUCAUGGCUGAGUGUUUAAAAAAACACAUUUACCAAUGAAUUAAAUGAUAAAAGACCUUUAACUUGAUUGAAAUGCUUUAUCACAGGAGAAAAGAAAAGGAUAAAAAUAAAAAGUCAUUUAGUGAGUUGUCUUAUUUACAAUUAUUGAAAGGUAGUGAGUUAAUUUUUGUUUUUGUUUAGGGAAUAAAAGCCAAAGAUAUGACAUGACAGUUAACCCGAUGGAUGUUAUUGCCUGGACUGAGUGGCACUGUUAGUAUAAAACCAGUUUAAAAGGCAUAAAACAACUAAGCUAUUACUGCAUAGAAAGUAAUAGACAUUAUAAAUGUAAAAAUCCAUUAUAAAGUGAGUGCAUUAUUUUAUGUCUGACAUAAAAACAAGUUUUCACCAUGCUCUUCAUAAUAAAAAAAUUGUACUCAGCUUUUUCAACACUAAUCACUGAAGAUUGAAUUCAAAACUGGUAUUUUUAUAAUUUUAUACUCGUGUCAUCUAGUAAUAUUUCUCAAGUGAAACUGUUUCUCUAAAAGUAUUACUUAACAAACAUUCUAUGACAAACUACAUAUAUAUCUAUAUAUGUCAAUGUGUAUCUCGGUGAUCAACAUAGUCUGUAAUUGAAGUUGUCUAGUCCUUUUUUUUUAAAUUAAAAAAAUCAUUUGCAAUGAUAGUUAAUCAUAUUUGUUAUGUUAGCGCACUGAGCAUGGCCAGCUAUUUAAGUUUUCAUCCAUUUGUGGUCUGAUUAAUUUAAUGACACAUUUAAUAUUUAAAAUUUAAACCUUUAAGAAUUUGGAACAGUGUGGGCAAAGAACCUAAUUCUUGAAAAUAUUUCUUUUAAAGAAUAAAGUUUUUAAAAUUCUUCAUACGCAUAAAUAGGAUUUAUAUUUUCACCACCAAUUUCUAACAUCAUAAAAUAUUUAACCAUUAAAUAAAACAAAUAAAAAUAAACAUUUGUUCAUUAAAAAAAAAUUGUAUGACAGCUCAUCUUAGAUAAAUUUCAUGCAUAUUUAUGUUACCUCUUUAGAAUAAGACAAAACAAAUAUGUUUUUAUUUGGCCAAAACUGCCACACCACUUCUUUCAUCCUCAGUGAUUUAAUCAAAUGAACUAUUUUCAU